AUGGGUAACACAGAAUCUAUUCUUGAUGCGACUUCAGCUCAUCAAGCUGAUCGUGAUAAAGAUUCUGGUCUGCUUGAUCAGUUCCUAAAGGAUUUUAACCCCGAAUCAAGAAAAGCCGCUCUGGAAACAAAACAAGAAGAUGGCAACGACUUUGCCACUCGUCUCAUCAUCGCUGCUCGUGAUGGAAAACUGGGUUUCGUAAAGGUUCUUUUACGUUAUGAAGCGAACAUCGAGGCCCGUGGAACAAUUAAGAUUGACGGAGAAGUUAUACUGGAUUGUACAGCUUUAUGGAUCGCUGCUGCUAAAGGUCAUUUUGAUGUUGUGAGACUCUUGAUCAAACAAAACGCUGAAGUCGACUGCAGAAUAUCGAGCAAUUCGACUCCGUUGAGAGCUGCUGCCUUCGGUGGAUACCUUGAUAUUGUGCGCUGUUUGGUUGAGAACGGGGCCGAUGUAAAUGCACACGCUUGUGGCAACAGUACUCCUUUGAUGACAACAUGUCACAGCGGCCACCUGGAUGUUGCUUCCUAUCUUCUCAAACACGGCGCACACAUAAAUCUGCAGGACAACGAUGAACGCUCGUGUCUUCAUUAUGCUUCGAAACAGGGUCACGUUCAGCUAGUUUGUGAGUUGCUCGCUUCAGGAGCAAAACAAACACGAAAUCUUAACCGUUUAACACCACUUCUUGAAGCCAGUAAUAAUUGUAAAAUUGAAAUGGUGGAGUGGUUCAUCAACCGAUCAGAAUGUUCAAAGGAACAGAGAAUUGAUGCUCUUGAGCUUCUAGGGGCCACUAUUGCUAAUGAUCCUCAUGCUUAUGACAUUGAAAAAGC
Molecule: messenger RNA, 827 nt
Organism: Pocillopora damicornis (cauliflower coral)
Lineage: Eukaryota; Metazoa; Cnidaria; Anthozoa; Scleractinia; Pocilloporidae
Biological process (GO): protein phosphorylation
Molecular function (GO): ATP binding; protein binding; protein kinase activity
Source: RefSeq, a predicted model, not a curated record